GCAGCAUUCUUCCACUUUCUUCUUUAAUUAUACAUUAUGGAUUUUAUCAGUUUAUUUCAUAUCGAUUUUAUCAUGGUAUCAGAGCCGAAAUCCUGGAAACAAAAAAUCUAGUCUCUUUUGUUCUCCUAAUUUUCUUUGUAGUGCUAAUGUGAAUAUGGCAUACAAAUUGUCACAUGCUCAUUCUUGGAUAAUUGAUUCCGGAGCUACUGAGCAUAUCACUUGUAGUGAUAUCAAUCUUUUUAAUAUUGUUAGCCUUGUGCCAGAAUCGUCAGUUAAAAUUCCUAACGGAGAAUCAGUUCUUGUUCACGCUGUCGGAAGUUUAUACUUACUCAAUGGGCUCCGUCUUGAACGUGUUCUAUACAUCCCAAAAUUUCAAUGCAACCUACUUUCAGCUAGUCGUCUAACUAGCGAUUUAAAUUGUGCAUUGAUUUUUUUCUCCGAUUUUUGUGUCUUUCAGGACUUAUCCUCGAGGAAGCUGAUUGGUGGUGGUAAGUUCCGUGAUGGUCUUUAUUAUCUGGAGUGCUCGAGGAGUGAGGGGGUGGCAAUGUCAGUUUCCAUUACCUCUGAUUUAUGGCAUCAACGGUUGGGUCACGCUUCUGAUGGAAAGAUACAUCACAUUAGUUCACUCAAAGGAUUUCAACGAACUAAUAAUUUUUGUGAUCCUUGCAUCCGAGCCAAGCAGACUAGACUACCCUUCCCUACAAGUACCAUUAAGACAACUCGUUGCUUUGAAUUGAUACAUUGUGAUAUUUGGGGACCCUAUCGGUGCGACUCAAUCUCCGGUGCACGGUACUUCUUAUCUAUUGUUGAUGAUUUUACUCGAGGUGUGUGGGUUUAUUUAAUGAAGAAUAAAUCUGAAGUGUCUCAGUUGCUAAUUCAAUUUUGCAACAUGAUUUACACUCAAUUUGAGCAAAAGGUCAAACGGGUACGAGCUGAUAAUGGUGUAGAAUUUCAAACCAACAAUUUAAUUGAUUAUUAUGGGCGCACUGGGAUAUUAUUAGAAACAUCGUGUACAGACACACCACAACAAAAUGGAGUUGUAGAACGUAAGCAUAGACAUAUAUUGGAGAUUGCAAGGGCUUUGCGUUUUCAGUCUGGAUUACCUAUUGAUUUUUGGGGCGAAUGCAUUUUGACUGCUGUUUAUAUCAUAAAUAGGCUUCCCUCGCCCGUUAUUUUCAACAAAAGUCCGUUUGAGAUGUUGUUUGGGAAAUUGCCGAAUUAUGACCAUUUACGGGUGUUCGGGUGUUUAGUAUAUGCACACGACAAUAAAAGAAAAGAUAAAUUCAGUGAAAGGGGGAGUCCUUGUAUAUUUAUUGGGUACCCGUAUGGACAAAAGGCUUAUCGAGUUUUUGAUUUACAAAAACAAUCUGUAUAUAGUUCUCGAGAUGUAACAUUUUUUGAAGACAAUUUUCCAUUCAAAAGUGUUGAAAACAAGGAAAUGGAUUUUGGUAUUCUAAUUGAUCGAGUAUACCAGCAAUUGUUAAAUCAAAACUCUACAGCAAAUAGUCCACCAUCCUGUGAUUCAUUUUACCGCUCGGGCUCCAACACUGAAGCUCAGCCGUUCAUUCAAAGAGAGGGGCCAGCGGUUGUUCGAAAGGAGAGUAGGUCCACAGGAACACAUGCCAGUGAGUUUUUUUUGGAUGCACACAGUAGCUCCGCACAGCUCCCAGAUCAAGAAAGGAUAACAGGGCCCACAACAAUGAAUGCAGAUAAAAAUAAUAUCAUCCAAAAUGGGAGCCUCCCUGGUGUGGUGAGCGUGGAUACCAGCGGCCGAAAUGAGAGGGUGAUAAGCAGGUCUCCAAUGAGUAUAGGAGAUCUCCCUGGUGAUAGCAUUAAUGUUUUGGGUGGGAGCUCACAAGUGGAGCAUCACCAACAAGCAGGUACAGGGGGUCCUACACAGGAAUGCAUGGAUGAAAGAACUUAUUUGGAUGGAAGCUUACAUCCAACUUUCCAGACAGAGGGGUCUAGUCAUGUACAAUCUCCAGUUAAUGGUUCUAAUAAUAUCACUGUGCCUCAAAAUGAACCAAAGAGAGGUGAAAGAAUUAGAAGACGUCCGAAACACUUACAAGAUUAUGAGACUGAUUUGCCCCCCUCGCUAGACCAUUCACAGACCACUGAUCAAUCAGCUCACUCGAUGGUAUAUCCUAUUUCCAAUUUUAUUAGUUAUGAUAAAUUUACACCUACUCACAAAGCAUAUUUAGCGGCCAUCACUUCACGUGAUGAGCCGAAAAAUUUUAAACAGGCCGUACAGGAUCCUUUAUGGAGAGCGGCCAUGCAGAAAGAAAUUACUGCCUUGGAAGAAAAUAAGACUUGGACCCUAGUCGAAUUACCACCGGGAAAAAGAGUUGUGGACUCUAAAUGGGUUUAUAAAAUUAAAUAUAAACCUAAUGGCGAUAUAGAACGCUACAAAGCUAGAUUGGUUGCCAGGGGAUUUACUCAGGUUGAGGGAAUUGAUUUUCAUGACACAUUUGCACCGGUGGCGAAACUUGUCACGGUGCGAUGCUUACUAGCCAUUGCAGCCAAGCGCAAUUGGAUAGUUCACCAACUUGAUGUAAAUAAUGCAUUUCUCCACGGAGAUCUUUCCGAAGAUGUUUAUAUGUGUAUUCCCCAAGGUUUCCUCAAGAGUGGAGACACUCGUGUUUGCAAAUUACAAAAGUCCUUAUACGGACUACGUCAAGCUUCCCGCAACUGGCAUCAAAAAUUUACUCAAGCUCUUCAUGGCAUAGGCUUUCGUCAGUCCCGGGCAGAUCACUCUUUAUUUAUUUUCCAACAAGGUCCAAUCACUACUUUUGCUCUUAUUUACGUCGAUGAUGUCAUUUUGGCCGGAAACAACGCCCCUCAUAUUUCCACCGUCAAAGGUUACUUGGACACGCAGUUUAGUAUCAAAGACUUGGGAAAGUUAAAAUAUUUUCUUGGAAUUGAAGUUGCUCGCUCUCCUGACAGUUUUAUUCUAAGUCAAAGGAAAUAUACUCUCGACAUCUUAGAGGAAAGUGGUUUUCUGGCGGGACGCCCCUGCUCAUUCCCCAUGGAGCAAAAUUUGAAACUUCGCCCAGACGAUAACAGCCCACUAGUGGAUGUCUCUUCAUACCGAAGACUGAUUGGCCGGUUGUUAUACCUCACGGUAACCCGCCCAGAUAUUGUUUACUCUGUUAGUCAGCUCAGCCAAUUUCUCAGCAAUCCACGCCAAACCCACCUAGAUGCAGCCACACGUGUCUUGCGCUACUUGAAACAAACACCGGGCCAGGGCAUAUUUUUAUCGUCCGAUCCUGAUUUCGGGUUGAAAGGAUAUUGUGAUUCUGAUUGGGCAGGAUGUCCCUUCACACGUCGCUCUAGUACUGGAUAUUUUAUCACCAUUGGUACUUCCCCAGUAUCUUGGCGCACGAAAAAGCAAUCUGUUGUCUCCCGUUCUUCUGCUGAAGCCGAAUACCGUGCCAUGGCCAUCACAAUUAGUGAGAUAUUAUGGCUACGUUGGCUACUCCGAGAUCUUACAAUCAACCACACGGGUCCCACUCCUCUUUACUGUGAUAAUCAAGCAGCACGUCACAUUGCACUUAAUCCUGUAUUUCAUGAGCGCACCAAACAUGUGGAAAUGGAUUGUUACUUUGUCAGAGAGCGCGUUGCCAGUAAAGAAAUUCAGCCAUAUUCCAUACACACGGACAAUCAAGUAGCAGAUAUUUUUACCAAAGCGCUCGGUGCUGAUCGAUUUCAAUUUCUCCGGAGCAAGUUGGGUGUUUGUGACCUUCACACUCCACCUUGAGGGGGAGUAUUGAAAUGUUAUCACGUACUCUGUAUUAUUAUUAGAGCACAUGUACUGUAACCUCACUGUAGUACACUCUUGCGUGAACACAUGCAUGUAUAUUGCAUGGACCAUACAUGCAUGUACCUCUCCUUUUUCCUAUCACACAUUAUCAUUAUUAUUAUUGUAGUAUAAGUAGGCAUGCACGCACCCUCACUACAGGGUGUAGCAUUCUUCCACUUUCUUCUUUAAUUAUACAUUAUGGAUUUUAUCAGUUUAUUUCAUAUCGAUUUUAUCAAGAGAUUCUACUUUUGUAUGGUCA
Messenger RNA from Cuscuta epithymum, 4058 nucleotides. The record is from the annotation of a GenBank genome assembly. NCBI's taxonomy places the organism in Eukaryota, Viridiplantae, Streptophyta, Magnoliopsida, Solanales, Convolvulaceae.